GUACAUACAGCACAGUAAUCUGCCCAACCAACGUCAACACCUACAAAAGGCAGGAGAGGCAUUUCCAUGAUCUUUUGAGGAUCUAUAAUGAGACUGACCCCACGAUCAUGUCAUGAUGUCGAAACUUCAGACUAUCCAAUUUACAAGCGCCCAUCUCCCCAACGGCACUCCAUCUGAGGAACAUCCCCUAACCAACCCCGGCGAACUCCUCCUAUGUCGACACGCAGCAGACAACACCUUUACAAAUCCCAACUUCCUUCUUAUCCACGCCCACAAGAACCCUUUUGACGACUACCAAGCUCCCAUGUUUGCCAUGCUUACGGCGAGCUCUGACGAUACCGUUCGCCCUUCCGCAGACCCGUUGAAGAAAACCUUCUGGAUGAAGACAUAUUCCGAGAACAAGGGCAUAUUGGAGCAAUUGGAGGCACAGAACAUCUUGAAGAGAACGGGCGAGAAGGUGAAUCAGGGAUACGUCACAUUGAUUGGUGUUGAGACGGUUUUGCAGAGAGGCCAGUGGUCUGAGACUUGCCAUGGCUGUGGGAGGCUGGAACAGCUUGAUAGUGUUAAGCCUAGAAUGAUGCGUUGUGGGAAGUGUAAGGACAGAUAUUAUUGCAAUAAGGAGUGCCAAGCUGGUUAGUAUUUCUCUAUCGCUUGCUAUGCAAGUUGCUAAUGUGGAUUUACAGCGGGAUGGCCAGCCCAUAAGGAGGACUGCAAGAGAAUCUGUAGGGUUCUUGCUCUUUGAGAUAUUUGGAUGCGAUAUUGAUACCCCCCUUCGGAACCCCCAGAUUUCUCGGAAUGCCUGGAUCGGACUGCACAUGACUGUUCUUUUACUGUGGCUGUGGCAAGUUGAGGUUUGUAUCUGGGAAAG
Hymenoscyphus albidus is the source of this 868-nucleotide messenger RNA. The record is from the annotation of a GenBank genome assembly. NCBI's taxonomy places the organism in Eukaryota, Fungi, Ascomycota, Leotiomycetes, Helotiales, Helotiaceae.